Gastrolobium bilobum is the source of this 2304-nucleotide messenger RNA. Its product is annotated as mitogen-activated protein kinase kinase kinase NPK1. Gene Ontology annotation, biological process: protein phosphorylation. Lineage: Eukaryota; Viridiplantae; Streptophyta; Magnoliopsida; Fabales; Fabaceae. Bases 29 to 1990 code for a protein of 653 amino acids. The record is from RefSeq and is a predicted model, not a curated record. The transcript has 17 exons. Gene Ontology annotation, molecular function: ATP binding; protein kinase activity.
UUCGCAAAGAGAUAGAAAUAGAUCACAAAUGCAAGACAUUGUCGGAUCAGUUCGCCGAUCACUGGUAUUCCGUGCAUCGCCGGAGAACGACCAACCCUCGCUCGGAGUUGGAGGAACCCUAGUUGAUAAAAUCGGUUAUUGCAUCCGCAAUUCUAGAGUCUUCUCCAAACCCUCGCUGCCGUCUCCGCCCAUCUCCAAGGACGCUGCGCCUCUGAUCCGAUGGCGCAAGGGCGAGUUGAUCGGUUACGGUGCCUUUGGCCAAGUAUACGUUGGAAUGAAUCUUGAUUCCGGAGAGCUUCUAGCAGUUAAACAGGUUUUGAUUGCGUCCAGUAGUGCGUCGAAGGAGAAGGCACAGGCUCACGUAAAAGAGCUUGAGGAUGAAGUUAAAUUACUUAAAGAUCUUUCACAUCCCAACAUUGUUAGAUAUUUGGGUACUGUCAGAGAAGAAGACACCUUAAAUAUUUUCCUAGAGUUUGUUUCUGGUGGAUCCAUAUCAUCACUACUGGGGAAGUUUGGAGCUUUCCCUGAGGCUGUCAUUAGAACUUACACGAAGCAAUUACUAAUUGGACUGGAGUACUUGCACAAAAAUGGAAUAAUGCACAGAGACAUUAAGGGGGCCAAUAUUCUUGUAGAUAAUUUGGGGUGCAUAAAACUUGCAGAUUUUGGGGCAUCCAAACAGGUCGUUGAGCUGGCUACCAUUUCCGGUGCCAAGUCUAUGAAGGGUACUCCAUAUUGGAUGGCUCCUGAAGUUAUUCUCCAGACUGGGCAUAGCUUCUCUGCUGACAUAUGGAGCGUGGGUUGUACUGUAAUUGAGAUGGCCACGGGAAAGCCUCCCUGGAGCCAGCAAUACCAACAAGAGGUUGCUGCUCUCUUCCAUAUAGGGACAACCAAGUCUCAUCCGCCAAUCCCUGAUCAUCUCUCCAUUGCAGCAAAAGAUUUUCUGCUAAAAUGUUUGCAGAAGGAACCAAUUUUGAGGCCAUCAGCGUCGGAAUUGCUGCAGCAUCCCUUUGUUACUGGUGAACCUAUGGAUUCUCUUCCUCUGUCAUCUACUGCCGUGGAAAAUUCUGGAGCUUCUUCACCAUCAUGCGCCCCAAAUGUUGAAUCCUUCCUUUGCCGCUCAACUGUAAAUCCUCAGGACUCGGGAAAUAAACAGUCGUGGGGAAUGAGCAAUGAUGAUGACAUGUGUGAGAUUGAUGACAAAGAAGAGUUCUCCGAGAGUGAUGUCAAAUACAAAUCAUUGAUGUCAGAUAAUAUUGAGAGUUUCAACCCGAUGUCUGACCCCUCUGAUGAUUGGGGCUGUAAAUUUGAUGCAAGUCCAGAACUGGAAAAUAGAGGAGUUAGUUUUGACACUGAUGAAACUUACAUGCCACCUGGUCAGUCGGGGGCUAAUAAGAGGCAGAGAGAAUUUUCCUUUCCAUGUGCGCCAUCUCUGUCAGAAGAAGAUGAUGAGCUCACAGAGUCAAAAAUUAAAGCGUUUUUGGAUGAGAAGGCUCUUGAACUGAAAAAACUGCAGACACCUUUAUAUGAAGAGUUUUACAACAGCUUAAAUACAUCUUGUUCUCCCAAUGUCAUUGAAAGCACAAGUGAUGACACUGCUGCUAGAAAAUACUUGAAAUUACCUCCUAAAAGCAGGUCACCAAGUCGGGUACCAAUUAGCACUCCGUCUAAAGCAGUUGACAAUGCUGGAAGUCCUGGAAGUAAUGGCAGGUCCUCAUCAACUGUUGGGAAUGUAAAUAACCAUGGUUCACAGGAUAUUCCAGCAUCUCCCCUUAAUGAAUGGAAAGGACUGACAGUUGACUCCCAACAGGAGCCCCGUAGCCCAAGUUUAAACUUUUCUGAAAGACAGAGGAAGUGGAAAGAAGAGCUCGACCAGGAGCUUGAGAGAAAACGAGAAAUGAUGCGCCAAGCUGGUAUGGGAGGAAAGACAUCUUCACCAAAGGAUCAAGCUUUUCGGCAGAGAGAGCGGACAAGAUUUGCUUCUCCCAGCUAAUAAGAUUGUGGGCAUAGCGUUCAUCCUGCCUUCGUGAAUGGAUCUUAUUAGCCACUGGGAUUGCAAACACGUGUUGCUGCAGUUUUGUUGGGUUAAUUAAUGUUAUAUAUAUAUAUAUAUAUAUCCGAUUUGGCCGUUCUGCUAUUUGACGUCAUAUGUCACAUGCUCAGCUUGUCCGUGUUGUUGUGCAAUGUAAAGCUUUUUCUACCGGAGUUGCUUGAAAAUUUUUACUUUUCGUUUGGGGUUGAUAGAUGAAUGCCCGUCUCAAGUUUAUGCCCUUUUGUAUUAUGAAAAUAGAAAUAAUCAGUCUUGGG